AUUUGACCACUGCACGAAACAUGGAGGACAUUGAAAACAAUUUGUUAAAAAAACAGUCAGUAUAAGUCAUAUGUAGUCAAACCACGCUGUAUUUUGCCACAAUUAAACAAUGAAGAUAUUGGCAUUAAGAUGCUGGAGGUGUGUUACUGAGGCUGUACUUCCAUGAACGCUGUGGGUGACGGCGCUGUCCUGUUCACAGCUGCGGGCAGGUCUGAACCCCGCCGGGGAAGAUGUUUAGUCUGUGGCCGUGCCUGAGGCUUCGGCCUGGGACUCGUGUUCACGCUAUUUCCCGGCAGCGUGUCCAUAAACUUGCUUCGCUUAAGAAAGCCGCAACGCUUCCCCCAAAGAAAGUCCAAAGCUUACUUUACCCCUUUGGUGAGUUGGAGGCCUACCUGGACAGGUCUGUGGACUGGACACAGUUUAAGCUCUUUCAUCCCAGUUUGGAGGACAUGGUUAAAGCAGAAAAGCUCUUCUACUCUUCACCGUCUCAUAAGAUUGAUUACUACAUCUCUGCAGAGAGGAUGGAACAUGUACCUGCACUGAAACAGCCAGAGGUGUGUUUCAUCGGCAGAAGCAAUGUGGGCAAGUCAUCUCUUAUCAAAGGUCUGUUCUCCCUGACUCCUGAGGUAGAAGUCAGAGUCUCCAAAACUCCGGGUCACACAAAGAAGAUGAAUUUCUUCAGAGUGGGCAAAGUUUUCACCAUUGUUGACAUGCCAGGCUAUGGACACAGAGCACCCAAAGACUUUGUGGAUAUGGUGGAGCCGUACCUUUACACAAGGAAGAAUCUGGUGAGGACAUUCUUGUUGGUCGAUGGCAGUGUCGGUCUUCAGAAGGCUGACCUGAUCGCUCUGGAGAUGUGCGAGGAGAUCAGACGUCCAUAUGUGAUAGUGGUGACUAAGAUUGACAAAUGUGGGCACGGAGCACUGCUGACAAACUUGCUGAACCUUCAGGAUGUGGUUAAAACACAGACCGCAAGCUGCUUCCCCCAGCCAUUCCUGGUCAGCUCCCUCCAGUUUUGUGGGAUCUACCUCCUGAGAUGCUUCAUUAGCCAUGUCACAGGCAGCAUCAGGUUAACGGACACCUCUCAAAGCUGAUUAGAGGACAGCUUAGCCCAACUGAGUGGAACUAGGACUUGCUAAUCUCUACAUACAUCCACUUUAUGAUGUAUACGACUGUUUCAGAUGCUUUUGUUUUCUAAUAAAAUGUAAAACACUC
Messenger RNA from Micropterus dolomieu (smallmouth bass), 1215 nucleotides. RefSeq names its product GTP binding protein 8 (putative) (gene gtpbp8). The transcript is spliced from 8 exons. The record is from RefSeq and is a predicted model, not a curated record. Gene Ontology annotation, molecular function: GTP binding. Gene Ontology annotation, cellular component: mitochondrion. Lineage: Eukaryota; Metazoa; Chordata; Actinopteri; Centrarchiformes; Centrarchidae. The coding region runs from base 231 to 1094 and encodes 287 amino acids.